Molecule: messenger RNA, 846 nt
Organism: Fusarium mangiferae
Lineage: Eukaryota; Fungi; Ascomycota; Sordariomycetes; Hypocreales; Nectriaceae
Exons: 1
Coding region: 1-846 (281 amino acids)
Source: RefSeq, a predicted model, not a curated record
AUGCCAGUCCCUCAGCUCGCCAUGCGAAAAGAAUCAGUGUCUAUUUCGGUUGAGACCUUCAAUAUUUUCAUCGAAAUCGACGGCCAUGGGCCUUUCAUUAUCAUGACCCAUGGCUUGGGUGCCAACUCCAACGUUUUCCAAACACUCGUUGAUGUGUUAUCUAGCCGCUACACCACGGUGCGGAUCGACUGGCCCGGGCAUGGCCACAGUAGCCUGUCCAGAUCUGAUAGGAAGGUCACGGUAGCAUCGUUGGCCAACAUCAUCAGGGGCACAAUGGCCUUUGUUGGGUGCGACAAGGCCGUUCUCGUCGGGCACAGUGCUGGUGGCAUUGCCAGCAUGAUCUUAGCAGCAGAGGAGCCCCACCGUGUAAGCGCCCUAGCCGUCAUGGGCGCGGGCCGCACAAGGGCAAACCAGCCCAGUGUAAGAACUGCGACUUUGGCCCUUGCGCAAGAAGUCAGGGCCAGAGGCAUCACGGCGAGUGGAUUUCUCGAUAGCCGCGUGGCACAUAACAUUCCGACAUCAAGCCCUGCUUUGUCGCGCGUUGUUUUGCGGGCUAUGACGGGAACCACAAAUCCCGAGGGCUACGCGCAGAUGUGUGAAGCCCUCUGUGACGACUCCCACGCUGAUCCUGACUACUCGCGCAUUAGAUGCCCCACAUGUGUGAUUGGGGGGGUUCAUGAUACCAUAUCGCCGUUGGGUGUGACUGAUGAGCUGGUCGGCUUGAUUGCGGCCAGUGGAACGAGGCCUCAAUGUUAUAAAUUGAACACGGGGCAUAUGAUGACGCUAGAGGAUGGUCAAGGGACAGCAGAUGCUAUUAAACAGCUGCUACAGAUAGCAGGGGUUUAA